Messenger RNA from Gossypium arboreum, 1290 nucleotides. RefSeq lists its product as uncharacterized. The coding region runs from base 1 to 1290 and encodes 429 amino acids. Lineage: Eukaryota; Viridiplantae; Streptophyta; Magnoliopsida; Malvales; Malvaceae. The record is from RefSeq and is a predicted model, not a curated record. The transcript is spliced from 6 exons.
AUGCCAUCUAGACAUGUUAAUGUGAGAGCUAGUGCUCAAGAGGAUGGUACAUCCUCUGCACCUCCUGUGCCACUAUGUAUAGCGAACAUACUUGAUGAGGGUGUAGGCCCUCUGAUAGAAGCUAUGUUGGAGCAUUUCAGUGGAUUCUUGGUGCUAACCUUGCUUCUGCACCUACCAAUCCUGCGCUUGUUAAUCAAGGGUUACCGCUUGAACAUCUUCAGGCGUUGGAUGUCCUAUUCUGAUGAGGAGAAGUUGGGUUGUGUUGUGUCCCUACUUGACGAUGAGGCUUAUCGUUGGUGGAAUAUAGUUAAGAGAGCUCAGAAUGUGGAGAUGUUUGAUGAGUUAGUUAAGAGAGCUAAAGCAGUUGAGGAGACAUUAAUUGAGUCACCUCAAUAUGUGGUUACUAAAUCUAGUAAGAGGAAAUUUGAUGGUGCAUCUGGUCGACCGCCUAAGAGAGGGAAUGACAAUCACAGUUCUAGUAGGGGUACGAGACAUGGGCAUUUUGGUGAGUGCCAUAAGUUGACAGAGGUCGGUCGUGGUAGAGGUCAUGGGAGACUGGUUGGGCAGCGGACUGUUGCUCAUGCUGUUGCUUCACAGGUUGAAUCUAAAGGUCCAACUCAGGUUAAUGCUAUUAGGGAAUUGAAGGAUAAGGACACGACUAAUGUUAUAGCAGCUACUUUCACUUUGCAGUCAACUCUAUUGUUUUCUUUGGUUGAUUCUAGUUCUACAUAUUUGUAUAUCUUGAGUGAAUUAGCUUGUAAGUUAGGGAUUCCAGUAGAGACUAUUGAUUUGGGUAUGAUUGUUAUUAGUUCUUUUGGCAAUUGUAUGGUAGUGAAUAAAGUUUAUCAUAAAUGUCCCAUUAUGAUUCAAUGGCAUGUUUUCUCUGUUGAUCUUAUUGAACUAUCGUUCUAUGGAUUUGAUGUGAUUAUUGAGAUUGUUGUUGUUGGAGAAAGACCAAGAUUUAUGCCUAAUGUGGUUUCAGCUCUAAAGGCUGAGGAGAUUAUGGGAAAAGGUUGUAAGGCUUACUUAGCCUAUGUGAUGAACUCACUUAGUAAAGAGUUGAGAGUUCAGGAUAUUUGCACUAUUAAGGAUUUUCCUGACAUGUUUCCUGAAGAUUUGUUAGGUUUUCCACCAAAACGUAAAGUUGAUUUUGGUAUUAAGCUUUAUCCUGGUUCUACACCGAUGUUUAUUGUGCUCUAUUACAUGGCACCACAAGAGCUCAAUGAGUUGAAAGUUCAGUUGCAAGAGUUGCUUGAUAGAAGGUUCAUUCGACCGAGUGUAUCUUCAUAG